Molecule: messenger RNA, 1917 nt
Organism: Ciona intestinalis (vase tunicate)
Lineage: Eukaryota; Metazoa; Chordata; Ascidiacea; Phlebobranchia; Cionidae
Source: RefSeq, a predicted model, not a curated record
UAAGAAUGAAACAUGUAAGCUUACUUAAAUGCUGUUAGCUCUGCUGUAAUAUUCCAGUUUGGUUUAGAAGAUCUUGGUAAUGGUGGAUCUGGUCCUUCUAUUUCCUCUUUUCUUUCCAAGGCAAGGUAGUAAUGCUUCAUCCACCGUGGUGGCAUUACAGCAGAUGGAUUGACGGGUUUAAUGGCUGGAUUUCCAGGCACAGAGCAACAAACUUGUUUUACGUGAAAAUAUCUUUGACAACAGUUCAUUAAAGCCUCAAUAGCCGCUGAACACCUACCCUCCUGAGAGUCUACCCGUCACCCUACAAUGCUAAGCCUGUAGACGAAAUAAACAUGAGUCACCGCAAAAGCCAACAGAAAAGAAUGAGGGUGAAGAUAAUUAGCAUGGGAAAUGCUGAAGUGGGGAAGAGUUGCAUUAUAAAGCGAUAUUGUGAAAGAAGAUUUGUAAGCAAGUACCUUCCAACAAUUGGCAUUGACUACGGUGUUACAAAGGUUUCAGUGAAAGACAAGGAAGUUAAAGUUAACAUCUUCGAUAUGGCAGGCCAUCCUUAUUUUUAUGAAGUUAGAAAUGAAUUUUACAGAGAUGCUCAAGCUGCCUUAUUGGUGUUUGAUGUUUGUGAUCGAAACAGUUAUGAAACGUUAGAGUCAUGGUUGCUUGAAAUGAAACAAGAAAUGGGAAGAAACAACAAAAUGGACAACAUUGUUUUUUUUGUUUGUGCCAACAAGAUUGACAAGGGUAAGCGUAUGGUAGAAACACUAGAAGCUCAACUUUGGGCAGAAGAAAAAGGUUUUAAAUAUUUUGAAACUUCAGCAGCAACCGGGGAUGGGAUUACCGAAUUGUUCCAGGCUCUGUUUUCCACAUUGGUUGAAGUAUCGGAAAAUGGUGGACGGCCAAUUAAAGUAAACACCAACCUUGGAUUUACAAAGGAGCAAGCUGAUGCAAUAUUAAGAAUCAAGAGCGGAAGAGAUAAUUAUGAGAAGUUGGGUUUGCACCACAGUGCAACAAGGGAUGACAUAAACAAGGCAUACAGGAAGUUGGCGGUGAUUCUGCAUCCAGAUAAAAAUGUGGCCCCAGGGAGUGAGGAUGCAUUCAAGACUCUUGUAAAUGCAAGGACAGCUUUGUUAAGAAACAAAUGAUUUGUAUACAUUUUAGAUUUUAACAUAUUUUUUUACUAUGGUUGUAUUGUACAUUGGUUAGUUCAUAACCAAAAUAUGGGUGCUUAAAUCGUAACUGUGAGGCAUAUUUACAAACUAAACUUUUUUUAAGUAUCAUUUACCUUGUGUUUUUUUUAUAGCUGUAAAGUAUAAUAAAGUAUUAAACUACUCUUUCCAUAUCACAGAAGCAUGUUAUCAGUUCCAUCAGAUAACUGGUUUCCAUCUCCAUGUAUACUGCUUACAUGUGGCAACCAAACCAUACAUCAUCCAAUACGAUUUUUUGGUAAUCAUUUUUUUCGGUUACAAAAAGAUAUUUAGCAAAUAAGAAGUAUAAAACACACCAUUUUUGUAAAUCACUGACCACUUUCAGAUUUUUUAAACUGCAUGUAAAAUUUAUUUUUAUUAAUUGUUGUGGCUGUGGGGUUACUUUUGGAUUCUGUUGUAACUUGGUCAGUUUCAAGUUUUUGAGGUUUGUUAAUGUUUUGUCGAAUUGGAGACCGACUUCUACUUCUUGCAUGUGCACUACUACUGGAAGUUUCUUCCUGCUGUAAACAGAAUAUAUGGUAACUCUGUGUUAAGAAAAAUUUUGUAUAACAGUGUUUUUACAAGGUUAUUAAUAAUACUUUACUUUUUAAACUUUCUGCACUAAAAUAAAGUAAUGAAACUAUUACUAUAAAUUCUGUGUCCGACAAUUAGUUUGUGUACAAGCUUCAAUUGAGAGAUAUUGCGUGCAUUAAAUACCGCAUGUGCCCUCCCCACUUUA